CGGUCACACUGGUCACACUGCUCCAUCUCACUUUUUUCGUGAACAAAAUUUGAAGUGAAAAAAAAUAACAGUAGAAAGAACUACGAACUAUUAAGAUAAAGGAAAUUCCAAGGAGAGCUGUACAAUGUUCAACGGUUCAUCACAUCCACAUUCAAAGUAACCAACAAGCACUAUCGCUCUCUAACGCACACACAUACGAACAGAUUCAAAGUUCAAUCAGCAUCCGAAGGUGAUUCAGCCGAAAGACCAACAUUCUUGAACCAUGUCGUGGCUGGCUUUUGGAGCGAUUGCUUCCGGCUUUGUUCUUCAGCGCCUGCUAGGGGGAGACCAGCCACCAAACAAGGUUUUGGAAAUAAAGAGCGAAUCCCUAGGAACCCUCCAGGUGCUAGCUCGCGAUGAUGCCAUGAUGCUCUUUGCGCCGCCUUACAACAGCAAUGAAAAGCGCCCCGUCUACGAGAUUGUUCUUCAGCGUCUAACCUCAGACUCGAACACGUCAUCCUUCAGUCUGUAUCGGUCCCCGCAGCAGCAGGAGGCCGCGGAGAAAUUCAAUGCUUUCCAGCAACGUCUUCCCGUUUUUGUCAGCAUGGUCAAGGAGUUCUACAAUGUAAAUGGCCUGCAGAAGGCCUGCGAUGUUCUUACGGAGAAUCCGUCUUGGACGCUCGCUCAUCUGGUGGCGUACUUCAAUUUGGUGGAAUAUAUCAGCAACCCCAAAGUUCUGCAGUGCGUGGACCAAGCCGAUCACACCUCCCUCAUGUCGCCCUUCCAGCUGGCCAUCAAGCAGGGCCACAUGGAGAUGGUCAAGACAUUGCUGCCGCUAAGCAAACUGGAGCACCUGGACAUUAACAGCAAUUCGGUGUUCCACUAUGCAGCCAGCACCACCAAGGAGAUCAUCAAUCUCCUCACCGACAAGAGCACCGUGAACCUGAACCACCUCAAUUCGGAUGGGUACACGCCGUUGCAUGUGGCCUGCGUCACGGACAAGCCGGAGUGUGUGAAGGCUCUGCUCCUGGCCGGUGCCGAUGUCAACCUAAACGCCAAAAACAUCACCAAGCUGCACAAGAGCUCGACACCCACCUCGGUGGCCUCUUUUCUGCGCACCAACGUGAGCAAGCUCUACACACAGGACAUGAAGUACGGCGGCACACCGCUGCACUGGUGCUCCUCACGCGAAACCCUGCACGCCCUCAUCAUGGAGGGGUGUGACGUCAACUCCACGAACUUCGAUGGCCGCACUGCCCUGCACGUGAUGGUGGCCAGGAAUCGCUUCGAGUGCGUCGUCACGCUGCUCGCCCAUGAUGCAGACAUUGAUGUGUUGGACAAAGAAGGCAACUCGGCCCUGCAUAUUGCCAUCGAAAAGAAGCUGGUGCCGAUCGUCCAGUGCCUGGUGGUGUUUGGAUGCGACAUCAAUCUAAAGAACAAGGAUGGCAAGACCCCGCGCCACAUGGUCGGCAACGACGCCAGUGGCAACAAGGAGGACGAGAUACUCUACAUACUCCAUUCGGUGGGCGCCAAACGCUGUACCGAAUCGGGCUCUAAAUGUCCGCCCGGCUGCAAUGGCAAGGGCACCUACAACGGCAUACCGCCAGAGGCGCCCGAAUCUGUGGAGCAGCGUGAACAUAUCGAGAAUAUGCUGGCUACCACUAGCCGCCAAAUGGUUGGCAAUUUCCUGGGCGCAGCGGCCAAUGGCUUGAUGGAAAAGCAGCCGCCUCCACAGGUGCCAGUGGUAGUCGAUACGGAGAAGGAAUUAAAGGGUCAGAGCAUCAUGGACGCCUUGCUGGGCAUGUUCACCACUAAAGUGAACGCCGACGAGGUGAAAAAGGACACUUCGUCAGGCAGUUUGGCGAAUAAAGCGGCCACACCACCUUCUAGCCCAGAGCAGCUGCCAUCUCCGACGUCGCCAAUUGCGGCGGAGGUGGGCGAUAAGCCCUAUGGACGCGGACGUCUGUUGUGCCUGGAUGGCGGCGGUAUUCGUGGCCUGGUCCUGGUCCAAAUGCUCCUCGAAAUCGAGAAACUUUCGCGCACCCCCAUCAUACAUAUGUUCGACUGGAUUGCCGGCACAAGCACGGGCGGUAUCCUGGCGCUGGGCUUGGGCUGCGGCAAGACAAUGCGCCAGUGCAUGGGUCUUUAUCUGCGCAUGAAGGAGCAGUGCUUUGUGGGCUCCCGACCCUACGCCAGUGAGUACUUCGAGACCAUACUGAAGGAUAAUCUCGGCGAAUUUAAUGUAAUGACGGAUAUCAAGCAUCCAAAGAUUAUGGUCACCGGUGUGAUGGCGGAUCGGAAGCCCGUCGAUUUACAUCUCUUCCGCAACUAUACCAGUGCCAGCGACAUCCUGGGGAUAGUCACAUCCAUAACCAACCGUCGCAUUCCACCGCCGCCGCCGCACGAACAGUUGGUGUGGCGCGCAGCACGAGCUACUGGAGCGGCUCCGUCAUACUUCCGCGCAUUCGGACGCUUCCUAGAUGGCGGCCUCAUUGCCAACAAUCCCACGCUGGAUGCCAUGACCGAAAUACACGAAUACAACAUGGCAUUGCGCAGCUCGGGCCGUGAGGCGGAGGCCAUACCCGUUUCCGCUGUGGUCUCACUGGGUACGGGACACAUACCCGUCACCGAACUCAAGGACAUCGAUGUGUUCCGACCGGAGAGCAUUUGGGACACCGCCAAGCUAGCCUAUGGCAUUUCCACAAUUGGCAAUCUACUUGUGGACCAAGCCACCUGCUCCGAUGGACGGGUUGUAGAUCGAGCCCGCGCCUGGUGUAGCACCAUCGGCAUACCCUACUUCCGGUUCAACCCGCAGCUGAGCGAGGAUAUUGCCAUGGACGAGAAGGAUGACCAGAAACUGAUCAACAUGCUGUGGCACACCAAGGCCUACAUGCACGCCAACCGCAACAAGAUCAUAGAAAUGAUAAACUUUCUAAAAUAGCGCGCAAGACGGAUUUAGACCGCACCCCAGCUCUAGACAUCUAUUGUGUGGCUAGAUCAAACUGUUUCCACUGUUCUCUCUGUGUAUUGUAAUGUUGUUUCCGAGCCUUUUUUGCGUUCUAGCACUUUUUCGCGGUCUAAAUCAACGCCCACCACACACC
Molecule: messenger RNA, 3080 nt
Organism: Drosophila miranda
Lineage: Eukaryota; Metazoa; Arthropoda; Insecta; Diptera; Drosophilidae
Gene: iPLA2-VIA
Product: 85/88 kDa calcium-independent phospholipase A2
Exons: 8
Coding region: 263-2920 (885 amino acids)
Biological process (GO): positive regulation of ceramide biosynthetic process; lipid metabolic process
Cellular component (GO): mitochondrion
Molecular function (GO): protein binding
Source: RefSeq, a predicted model, not a curated record